CUCAAGCCCGCGGCGCGCGGCGCCGCGUGCUGGGCCCGGCGGCGUGGCGCGCGCGGGGGCGGCGGCGGUGCGGCGGCGCUGGGCCCCCGAGCGAUGGGGCGGGAGGGGGCCUGCGCGGACGACGGCAUCAGGCGGGAGGCCUCGCACCAGGUGCUGGACGCGAAGGUGUUGCCCGUGGCCGCCACCCCAGAUGGCGCGCCCCAGGGACGCAGCUUGGGGCUGCUGGUCAUGAAGUUCAGCGGGGCCAGCCUCGCCACCGCGGAGAGCUGGCGGCGGGUGGCGAGCAUAGUUUGCGACCACGUGGACAGGCGGCCUGUCGUCGUCCUGAGCGCCAUCGGCCAGACGACGAACGAGCUGGUCAACGCCUCGAAGAGGGCGCUGGAGGACGGCACGGUGGACAUCUCGGCGUUCGAGGCGGCCCACAGGUCCCUGCUGGAUGACUUGGGGGUCCCGGAGCCCGAGGAGGUGACCGGAUUCUUCAAGGAGCCGCAGUGA
Prorocentrum cordatum is the source of this 495-nucleotide messenger RNA. Lineage: Eukaryota; Dinophyceae; Prorocentrales; Prorocentraceae. The record is from the annotation of a GenBank genome assembly.